Messenger RNA from Eleginops maclovinus (Patagonian blennie), 2399 nucleotides. It is a transcript of the gene hnrnph3, whose product is annotated as heterogeneous nuclear ribonucleoprotein H3 (2H9). The transcript has 11 exons. NCBI's taxonomy places the organism in Eukaryota, Metazoa, Chordata, Actinopteri, Perciformes, Eleginopidae. Gene Ontology annotation, cellular component: ribonucleoprotein complex. The record is from RefSeq and is a predicted model, not a curated record. Bases 285 to 1493 code for a protein of 402 amino acids. Gene Ontology annotation, molecular function: RNA binding.
UAGUCAUGCCUGUGGAUGUCUAUUUUGAUGCUCAGUGAGAUGGUUAGACUGUUGGGUACAGAACUAGUAUGCCAUGUACGUUUGACCGCUGUCAGUGUCCUACGGUUAGCCGUAGCUGUUAGCCUGCUAGCUGCUAACAUUAGCUGGAUGACAGAAGAGAGGCGUUAGCAUCGUUAGAACACCCAGGCUGACAGAUUCUCUCUUGUGCCUGCCUUCAAACAACUAAUCUUACCAUAUAGUUACUAAACGUCUUGUUAGGAUACGUUUGAAAAGCUCUCCUGAGGAUGUCUAUGAAUGAUGAGGGAUAUGUGGUUCGGAUCAGAGGACUCCCCUGGUCCUGCACACAGGAGGAGGUCGCCAGUUUCUUCUCUGACUGUGACAUCGUUGGGAAAGUAAACGGAGUAUGCUUUACCUACUCUAAAGAAGGCCGUCCCAGUGGAGAGGCAUUUAUUGAGUUGAAAAUGUCUGAGGAUUUCAAGAAUGCUCUCUCCAAGGACCGUAAAUACAUGGGACACCGAUACAUAGAGGUGUUCAAGUCGAACCGUAGUGAGAUGGACUGGGUGCUGAAACGCAGCGGUCCUGCUGACUAUGACAGCUGCAGCGGCUGCAUGCUGCGGCUCAGAGGCCUCCCCUUCGGCUGCAGCAAGGAGGAGAUUGUUCAGUUCUUCUCAGGGUUGAGAAUCGUGCCAAAUGGGAUUACUCUGCCAGUGGACUACCAGGGGAGGAGCACAGGGGAAGCCUUCGUGCAGUUUGCCUCAAAGGAGAUAGCAGAAAAGGCUCUGGGGAAACACAAGGAAAGAAUAGGGCACAGGUACAUAGAGAUUUUUAAGAGCAGUCGUAAUGAGAUCAGAGCCUACUACGAGCUGCCCAGACGAGGGAUGGGGGCCCAGAGGCCGGGGCCCUACGACAGACCCAUGAUGGGGGGCCCCAGAGGAGGGUUCUUUGGGCCCGGGCCUGGCCGAGGUGGGGCUCUGAUGGACACCAUGAGGAGCGGAGGGUGCUAUAGAGGAGGUUACGGUGAAUUUGACAGCUACAACGGUUUCAACAACUACUGCUUUGACAACGGCAUGUUUGAUGAGCGAGUGAGAGGAGAGAGAGGAGGAAGAGGGAUGGGAGGCCACGGUUACGGUGGUCAAGGUGAUGUUGGUUCAGGAUUCCACAACGGCCAUUUUGUUCACAUGAGGGGCUUACCUUUCCGUGCCACAGAGGGAGACAUCGCUAAAUUCUUCUCUCCUUUGAAUCCGCUGAGGGUCCACAUCGAUGUGGCUCCUAACGGAAAGUCGACUGGAGAAGCCGAUGUGGAGUUUCACUGCCAUGAAGACGCUGUGGCAGCCAUGUCCAAAGACAAGAACCACAUGCAACACCGCUACAUCGAGCUGUUCCUUAAUUCAACAGCCAGUGGCGCAGCUGAAAUGGGUCGUGGUGGUGGUUACUACGAUAACGUAGGAGGGGGCGGAGGCUCACGGGGCAGCGGGAUACGAGGUUCAUACUGAGGAUGUGAUCCCACUCUUCUAAUCCAUCCUGACGUGUGUGUCUUCAGGCCACAUUUACUCCAUUUCUUUUUUAAGCAGGAGAGCUGAUUUGAAGUCAGUGGCUUGUUUUAAUUUUGAGGUUGUAUUAAAACCUGUUGAUACGAGAACAGAGCAGAUAAGACCUCAACAAGCACUGUUAUAAAACACGUCUUAAGAGCAAAAGAGGAACAAUGCUGCCUUUUAAUGGUCAGAUGUCGGAGCCGUUGUUGGCACUUAAUGAGGUUAAUUACUCUAAUAGGAGAUCUCUUGUUCAAUUAGAAAAUGGAAUAUUUUUUCUUGAUCCGCAUUAAAUGCCAUCUUUUUUUUAGCUGUCUGAUUAAGAGAACUUAAACAACAUUUUAUUUUCCCAUAGUUAUGAAAGACUAUUUAAAGGAGGAAACUGCGUUGCAGUUUGAGUUAUAUAGGUGGAAAGCACUUUACUUUGUCUUGUUUCAAUGAAGGCAGGAGAUAUGGUCGGAUGGAGACACAAACAGCUGUUGAGUUAAAUAGGUUGAUGAAAACGUUUUGAUUUGUUGGGUGUGAUGACGCUCUUUAGGAGGUAGAGCAGUUAGAAGCAAUCUCAAAACAUUACCAAUGUCUUUAGGGAAGAAGUUCUGUUAACCAUUUUAAAAUCAGUUUAUUUUGAGCAUCCUGUUCUAUGCGGAUUCAAACCGGACUUUAGAUCAGCUUCCCUGCUCUGAAAAGUUGUUCAGUGUGAGCCAGUGUGUUUUUUAUGAAUGUUUUCACAGUUCAUUACAGAAUUUCAAACUAAGUUGAAUAUUAUAUUCCACAAGGUGGAAGUAAAAUAAAAAAACUCUAUAUUUGAGCUGUAUAAAAGCUUAAGCAGCUGUUGUACAUUUUGCGUAAUAAAUUUUAUAUUUAAUUGUC